UAUUUACCUACAGAGAAGGUUGUGACUCUGAGAGUCAAAGUGUUAGUCACUACAUAAUAUGUUUGAGUCGCAUUACCUGCCCAUCGUAGAUACAGGGAUUGAGGGAGCGGCCCUGGGUAUUUAGUCUCUAAGUGAUGCUGCUCUAAAAGAUUAACAGGCUGUGAGCAAGCUGAAGCACCCUCGAGUCGAGGUGUUUCUUCACCAAUGGUUUCUUUUGGCUGGAAGAAGAAGAUUGACCAGGCAGUUGUUAAACGAAGCAGGGAAGAGUUUGAAAAAGAUGCAAAAGAUGUAGUUGAUGAAGAUGAAAUUAUUAUACAAAAUGGAGAAGUAGACUGGCUAUCACUUGCACCAAAAAGAAAUUGCACUGUCGCUUUGGAAGAUUCAUUAGCUAAAGCUGGGCGAUUAAAAACAGAAGGCGGAACGUUAGCAGAGGCAGAAAGGUAUUGGGAGGCUUUGAAAAAGUGGGAUGAAGCAUUAGCACUGACCCCCAAGGAUGCAACACUUUAUGAAAUGAAAGCUCAGGCAUACCUACAGCUUUGUGAAGUGUUCCCUGCUGUCCAGAGUGCUAGCAAAGCUGUUCAGCUGGCACCAACUUGGUGGGAGGCAUACCAGACCCUAGGCAGAACACAUCUAGGACUGGGGGAAGUGAAACUUGCCUUGCGUAGCUUUUCCAAAGCCUUCCACAUCAACCCAUGUGAUCAGGAACUUUGGGAAGAAGAUUUACAGUGGACAUUAUCGUUAUUGAGAAGAAAGCAGAACAUAAAAGAUCAGCUGCAGACAGUUGUACAGCAGUCUAGAAUUAGUAUUAGAACUUUGGAGGAAGAGAGCGAAGAAUCUGGCUCUGAAAAUACUGCUUUAUCAGAUACAGAGGCUGAAAGUAGACUGGUUCAGUUUACCUCUGGGUCAGAUGAAAAACAUGAAGAAGGUGAACAAAAAUUGAGAAGAUUGCCUGGAAACUAUGUGCAAAUGAGGGACACAGGUUAAUUUUUGUGGUGCUUAAAAUAUAAAAAUUUUCUUAGUUUUCAAUUAAAAUAAAAACAGGUGAAGAUCACACACAAUAGAUGUGUUUAAAUUAAUUGUAUUAAAUAAAUGGACAGCGUAAAGUUGGCAUUAAGAAAAAAAGAGAAAAAGGAAAUGCUCUGGAAUUAUAUCGUUACCUUAAAGGUACACACAAGAGGAUUUUCUGACAAAAUUCAAAUUCAUAUUCAACUAAUUAUCCUGGGGUAAUUGGCAGUUUCCUACGAUUUACCAACCUUUAAUCUUCCUUUUCUAACACUCACCAUAACUGUAAAAUUUUUGAAGCAAUAAAUCAAAACCCACGCUUAUGUGAUGGUUUUUCAAG
Molecule: messenger RNA, 1342 nt
Organism: Lingula anatina
Lineage: Eukaryota; Metazoa; Brachiopoda; Lingulata; Lingulida; Lingulidae
Product: tetratricopeptide repeat protein 33-like
Molecular function (GO): protein binding
Source: RefSeq, a predicted model, not a curated record